AUGAAUUUUAUGUUUUGGUCAAAGGUUUUCAAUAACAUAACCCCACAUUUGUACGUCAAAUGUUUGACGUUUCGUAUUUUGAGGUUAUUUUUUCAGCAAAAGAUUUUUUUAUUUUUAUUUUGUUCUGAAGGAAAACAGGUGUUUGAUUUAAAAAACAUGAAUACAGGUGUGUCAGAUUUUAAUUCCGUUUGUCGCACUUGUUUACAAAGUGAGAGUAAUUUAACGCCUCUGCAUCACUCAAAAGCCGCUGAAAUGCUAAUUUAUUGCAACUUCUGCAAAGUGUGUGAGGACGAUGGCUUUCCUGACAAAAUUUGCCAAACUUGCUUGGAACUGCUGGAAAAGUCUUACAGUUUUAAGAAGUUGUGCCAAAAAUCUGAAUCCAUUUUAACAAAAACGUUUCAAGACAAACAAACUUUCGCAAUAAAAAAUAAUUCAGAGGAUUGUAACACUCAAAGCUCGUUAGACUCUAGCGAUGAUUUACGAAGAAAUGAGAUUUUUAACCAAAUUACAGACUUACUUAAAAACGAGGAAGGUGCAGCUGAUUUUUCAGAAGGGGAAGCACAAAUCCAAGAGGAUUUUAUAUCAUUUCUGGAUGAUCCUUUGCCGCCCCCUUUGCCAUUUCAGUGUGAGAAUUGUAGUCACUCUUUUAAGGAAGAAAAAGACUUAAAAAUCCACCAGUCAGUGCACAAUUCUGACUUAACUUGUCUCGCAUGUUCAAAAAAAUUUAAGGGUUCGUGUAAAUAUUUUUUUUUAUUAUUUUUUCAAGCGUUUUUAGAUCGCCAAAGCUUGAAGAGACAUUUGAAAAUACACCUUACUCAGAAACCACACGUUUGUAAAAUUUGUAGCAAAUCUUUCUCCGAGUCCUACGCUCUAGUUAAGCAUUUGCGUCGCCACUCAGGGAUUCCCCGGGAAAAAAGACACGUGUGUGGGGAAUGUGGACAGGGGUUUUCAGAGCCUUACUACCUGAAAGUGCACGUGCGGAAGCACACAGGGGAAAGACCUCUGGCAUGUCCUGACUGUGAUAAAACUUUUGCUGACCCAAGGUCUCUCAAAACGCACGUCAUGAUUCACAGCGGCGAGAGACCUUUCAAGUGCAACUAUUGCUCGAAGAGUUUCAUUCAAAAUGCGAAUUUAACAAAGCAUUUGAGGGUACACACGGGCGAGAAACCGUACGCUUGCGGCUUGUGUGAUAAGAGGUUUACGCAGUCUUCCAACCUAGAAAAGCACAAAAAAGUUUACAAGUGCAGGAGAAAGUGCAGAAACGGGGAAAAUGUGUCUUUUUGUCAAUAAACUAUUCAAAAAUAAA
This is a messenger RNA of Tribolium castaneum (red flour beetle), 1306 nucleotides long. Its product is annotated as zinc finger protein 239. Gene Ontology annotation, molecular function: zinc ion binding; DNA-binding transcription factor activity, RNA polymerase II-specific. NCBI's taxonomy places the organism in Eukaryota, Metazoa, Arthropoda, Insecta, Coleoptera, Tenebrionidae. The transcript has 6 exons. The record is from RefSeq and is a predicted model, not a curated record. Gene Ontology annotation, biological process: regulation of transcription by RNA polymerase II. Gene Ontology annotation, cellular component: nucleus. The coding region runs from base 1 to 1290 and encodes 429 amino acids.